CUAGGCCCCCGCCCGCACCAGACGCCUAUUAAUACCCUCGCAAGAUGCCCGGCUUCCGCCGCUGGGGCAGGUCCAAGUUUGAGCGGAAUCCAGAGUCAUCGUUCAAGCUGCUCGCCGCCAUCAUCGUCAUCACGCUCUACCUGCUCUUCAAGGAGUUUCAAAACCCAACGUUCCGCGACCGAGGCGCGAAGCAUGGCGCACAGAUACAGUAUGCCAACUGGAAUGGCACGGGCAAGCCAGACGAGCCGCGGGCAGAGGGCGUGCGCAAUGCCAUGAGAUACACCUUUUGGAAGUACAGGGAGAACGCGUGGGGCUGCGAUGACGUGCUGCCCGUGUCGGGGGGCAAUUCGUCGUCGAGGAACGGCUGGGGGGCUUUCAUCGUAGACUCGGCGAGCACCCUGGCGCUCAUGGGGCUGUGGGACGAGCUGGCGUAUUCCGUGGAGCAUAUUGUGGCUAUCGACUUUACCCAAACAGAGGACCUGGUCGACCCCUUCGAGACGACGAUACGCUAUCUGGGCGGGCUGCUUUCCAUUGUGGACUUGUACGAUGUGGGGCUCAUACCCGAGGACGUACUGACGAGCGACGCGCGCGAUCUCGUCCUCGAGCAAGCUGUGACUCUGGCAGACAAGCUUGCACCGGCGUACGAUACACUCACGGGCCUGCCCUGGCCGCGUGUAGACUUCCAGACGGAGCGCGGCGAGCCCAAUCCCUCGUUUGUCCUGCACAACGACCCUGCGCAGCGCGAGUAUGACCACCCUAUUGUUGGACCUGCACGAGCUGGCUCGUCGGUACUCGAAAACCGCGUCCUGACCAGACUGACGGGUAAUGCCGUCUACACGGAAAAUUCCACAAGAGCAUGGGCGCCGCUGGUAUGGUCGCAGUGGAAGACUCCGUGGCCCGGAAUGGUAGAUGCGCCCAUCGAUAUCAUGACAGCAGAGCCUGUUCGCCGCCAGAGACACUGGGACGGUGGGCACGAUUCCUACUACGAGUAUCUGGCCAAGAUGACGCUUUUGGCGCCGCCCUCGGACCCUCAUCUCAAAACGUACAAGGACCGCUUCGUGCGAGCCGCAUACUCUCUCCGCACACACCUGAGCUCACGCUCCGCACCCGCCGCCGGCCACUUCAUGCAGCACCUGUACAUUGGCCGCCAAGACGACGACGAGUUCGAAAACAAGCAAGGCCACCUCGCCUGCUUCGCGCCCGGCACCAUCCUGCUCGCCUCACAGCUCUACAACCAGCCGGACCUCCGCACCUUUGCGCUCGCGCUCCUCGAAGGCUGCCGCCACACGUACUCGUCCACCCCGACCAAAAUCGGACCCGAAACCUGGUCCUGGAUCCCCAAAUUCGGCUACGUCGCUCCGCUGCACAUGCCCGAGACCAAGCGCCAGCAGCAAGAAGCCUUUGCCACGGGCAUCUGGUCGCACAACCCGGCCUACAAGGGGCGCCCCGAGUACGUCGAAAGCCUCUUCUACGCCUGGCGCAUCACGGGCGAAUCUCGCUACCGCGAAUGGGCCUGGGACGCCUUUUCCGCGCUCGAAACGCACUGCAAGGCGCCGUUUGGAUAUGCCCAGCUCAAAGAUGUGUAUGACACGCAUACCCAGGGCGAAGCCAAAUGGGUCGAUAUGCAAGAAAGCUUUUGGGCCGCUGAAACCCUCAAGUAUCUCUGGCUUACGUUUGCGGAUGUCGAGGUUGCCAGUCUGGAUAGCUGGGUGUUUAGUACAGAGGGACAUCCAUUUCGCAUGAUUCGUUGAGCUGUGUGUUUGCCGAGUGCGUGAGGCUAUCUUAUCUUGUCUUGUUUUCCAGCUGUGUCAAAGAAGCUGUGAGAAGUGUUGGGGGAAAACAAACCAAAAAAAAUAUUAAGUGCGCCGUGAGAUUGAUUGAGUGGCUUGAUUGAGUCCAUGCCCAUUUUCAAGUCCACAAUCACUACAAUCAUGCACAAAAGAAAAAAAAGUAUCUUUUUUAAAAACAAAAAAAAGAUGGAGAAAAUGGAAGAGAUGCCCUGUACGCUUCCCCCUUUUUUUUGCCUGUUAUGCCGAGCUACGUAAUGAUACCCGGAAAUUUUGCAUGUCUGUCUGUAUGCGUAUCUGUCUGUCUGUCUGUCUAUCUGUGUUAUUGCUCGACUUGUAGUAUAGUAUCGCAUCAUCGUAUGGGAUUUGUAUGGGCAAGUAGUAAUAUCUUCCCCCCCCCCAUGAAAAAACCCCCUCAUGAGAAUGUCG
Exserohilum turcica Et28A is the source of this 2216-nucleotide messenger RNA. RefSeq names its product glycoside hydrolase family 47 protein. The transcript has a single exon. The record is from RefSeq and is a predicted model, not a curated record. Bases 45 to 1751 code for a protein of 568 amino acids. Gene Ontology annotation, cellular component: endoplasmic reticulum; Golgi membrane. Gene Ontology annotation, molecular function: mannosyl-oligosaccharide 1,2-alpha-mannosidase activity; calcium ion binding; beta-lactamase activity. Gene Ontology annotation, biological process: N-glycan processing; antibiotic catabolic process; carbohydrate metabolic process. NCBI's taxonomy places the organism in Eukaryota, Fungi, Ascomycota, Dothideomycetes, Pleosporales, Pleosporaceae.